Molecule: messenger RNA, 4290 nt
Organism: Cladocopium goreaui
Lineage: Eukaryota; Dinophyceae; Suessiales; Symbiodiniaceae
Source: the annotation of a GenBank genome assembly
AUGGAUCGCAUGUACUUCACAACCGACCUCUUUGCGAAGCAAUGGGGAGAGCUGGAGAGCCUUAGUACAGGUUCUCAAGGGCAGAGAUUGUCCUAUAGAAUUCGUACUUUUUAUUGCCUGGUUGGCCAGACAUCAGAGAAGAAGAGGCAGCAACUGCAGGAAGCAUUUCAGGGUCCCGAAGCGAUGGAGAGGAGAACGGGACCGGCCAAAGUCAUUUCGGCGCAUGCAGAGAUUAACCUGAAAGAUCUCCAGCAAUCUUUGGCUUUGACUUCUCGAAAGAUUUAUGAGACUGCGAAGUACAACCCUGGUGGAGAAUGUGCAUCGGAUGAGCGAUGCAACGCUGCUGCACACUUUGUGGAAGAUGUACUGGUUCAGUUCAAGGGGAUGCAUCGCACUGUCUUGGUCACUAUGUGCAGAUCCCUCUUUAGGCUGGAAUUUGCCAGUCAGUUUCUCGGAAGCCACCGGGAAACAGUCAUGGCAGCAGUCCAGCAGGAUGGCCUUGCGCUGCAACUGGCUUGUGAAUACCUGCAGAGCGACAGAGAGGUCGUGAUGGCAGCAGUCCGAAACAAGGGCCUUGCGCUGCAAUUUGCUUCAGAGAAACUCCAGAGAGACCAAGAGGUUAUCACUGCAGCCGUCCAGCAGGAUGCCCUUGCACGCCUGUUUGCUUCGGAUGUUAGCGAAAAGGAACUCGUGAUGGCCACAGCCCAAAGGGAUGGCCUUUCCCAUGCCAGGUUUCACUCCAACCGGCAGAGAUUCGGACCGCCCAACAGCGUGGAGUGGUACUUCCAUGAUGUUUGGCAGUCCAAUGACGUAAGCUUUGUAGAUUUCUACCGCACCCUUAAGGCGUUCAUUGACGCCAACCAGACAGAUCUCAGCAAAUCGACCUCGUUGCUUCAGCUGUUAGACAAGUCCCAGAAGCUCCAACAGGCGCUGGCGCUGCACCAAGCCGUGAAGAAAGCCUCAUCCGAUGAUAUCAUGGAGCUGCAAGAGUUGAUCAGAAGCCGAGUGGACGUAAAUCAAGAAUAUCAGCAUCCACAGCAUGGGAGCCUCACACCUCUUCGUCAUGCAGUGACUUUGGACUCUCCAGCGAUCAUCAAACUUCUGUGCAAAGAGGGAGCUGAUCUAUGUAGCAAGCCCAGUCCCAUUCGCUAUGCCCAUGAUCUUGGUUCCACAGCAAAUGCUGCGUUUGCGGCUCUUGCACACUAUCCAGAGUGUUUCAGAGCUCCAGAUAUCAUUGCCGAGAUCAUCAGAAGAUUGGCAAAGGCUGGAGCUGAUGUCGACUUCGCAGAUGCACGUGGACGAACAGCUUUGCACUUCCAUGCAGUGGAAGGGCAUGUGGAGGUGGUGAUGGCAUUGCUAGAGAACGAUGCCCGCUUGGACCAAAGGGAUUCGGAGGGCAAGACUCCUUUCGACCUAGCCACUGAAGUUGGAGCCCCAGAGGAGUCGCUGCUAGGGCUUCUUGACUAUGUAGAGCUGCACAUCGGUCUUGGUGGACAGCCAAUCGCACUUCCUACAUCGCUUCUGGCAGAGCCUCCUGAUGUAGUUUCCUUCCUCAAGCAUUACGUCCGAGACAUGAAAUUCAAGAACGGCGAGAGGGUGUCGUACUUUGCCAUUCGAGUAGCCAUAGGACACAAGGUCCCAGAGAGCAACACUUCAUGGGAAGCUCUUGGGAAACCCAAGAUGAUUUUUGCGACCUUGGGCUGCAACUUUUGCGAAGACCCAGAGAGCGCCAAAGAUUUCCUCAGGGUUGCUGCCCAACUAGGCGUUCAUGCGGACUACGAGCUUAAAGGCCACUUGGAGAAGUAUCAAGAUCCUGAUGCUCUUGAUCGCAGAGAAGUGAGAGGAGAGACCGCCGUCCACAAAGCGGCAAGGAACGAUGACGUGAACAAACUCGAGUUGUUGGACUUGGCAUGCGCAAAUUUGAAUUUGCAGGACAGAAGUGGUGCCACGGCUUUGUUCAUUGGAAGCCAGGGUGGAUGCCUCUCUGCAGUGAAAUUCUUGCUUGAUCACCAAGCCCAGGCUGACCUAGCAUUGCACACCAAUGCAACUCCAUUGUAUGUUGCCUGUCAGAAUGGCCACCUGCAGGUAGCUGAAGUACUUUUGGCCUUUGGAGCGCACCCAAACUCGCAGACAAAUGACCUAGCAACACCCUUGUUCAUUGCUGCUCAGAUGGGUCACUUUAGAAUUGUCCAGAAGCUCUUGGAAUUCAACGGUGAGAUUGAACGAGCCAAUCGCACGAAAGCGACUCCGCUAUUCAUUGCCUCACAGAAUGAUCACGGGGACAUUGUCAGGUGUCUUCUUGACGCGGGAGCAGACAUCAACGCCUGCACCGCUGGUGGUGCCUCCCCAACCUACAUUGCCGCGCAAAGAGGCUGCAUGAAAGCGCUGGCAUUGUUGAUGGAAGCGCCGGGCGUUGAUGCCAACCUUAACGCAAAUGAUGGGGCGACUCCGAUUCUGAUUGCAGCGCAGAAUGGACACCAAGAAGCUGUUCGCUUUCUAUUGGAGAAGAAAGUGGAUGUCACGAAGGCAAUGAAAAGUGGAGCAACUGCACUAUUUGUUGCAGCACAGAAUGGGUACCUGGAGGUUGUCCAAGACCUGGUUGCUGCCAACACAUCCUUGGUAAACAUGUGCCUGCAGAAUGGAACAAGUCCAUUGUAUGUUGCAGCUCAGAACGGCCACCUUGACGUUGGGAAAUACCUGCAACAAGAAGGUGCCGACACCAGGGAGAAGUCAUGUGGCGGUGCAUCACCCUUCUUCAUUGCUGCACAAAACGGUCAUGUGACAGUUGUGCGCUUCCUUCUGGACGUUGAGUGCGAGAGCCCGAGGCCAGACGAAGAAUCCCAACUGAUGCAACAAACCGACGACGAAUCUGCGCCCCUGUUGGUGGCAGCGCAAAAUGGUGUGAAUGAGCCCUUAGACACCAAGGAAACUCCUUUGUUUAUCGCAAGCCAAGGUGGUCAUACGACUGUUGUGCGCUAUCUUCUUCAAGCAGAUGCAGAUGUCAACCAGGGCAAGCAUGACAAAACGACUCCACUGUACAUAGCUUGCCAGAACCACCACACUGACGUCUUCAGACUGUUGCUGGGUGCACAAGCAGAUCCGAACGCGCAAAACAUGAAUGGUGCCACAUCCCUUUUUAUCAGCUCUCAGAAAGGAUUUAACGACAUUGUGAGGGAGCUGCUUGACAAGCACGCGGAUCCAAAGAUAUCCAUUGAGAGUGGUGCAUCCCCUCUCUAUGUUGCAGCAAUGAAGGGUCAACGUGAGGUCUGUAGAAUGCUUUUGGGGUGUGGCCAUGCCGACGCCAAUCAAACUCCCGGGCAUCAGAAAACUCCGCUCCUCGUUGCGAUACUGAACGGUCAUGAGGAGGUGGCCGACUUGUUUCUGGAGGAAACAGAUGUGGAUGUGGACAAGGCGGAUGAUCAGGGAAACACGCCUCUGCUGGCAGCGAUCAAGGCUAGCUUCUGGAACGUGGCGGAGAAGUUGACUGCUCGUGGUGCCAAAGUGGAUGGCGGCAUUUUUGAUGCUGGGGUUUCCAAAUUGCGAGCACUUGCAGAAGCUGUGGCACCCAUCGCCACUGCAGAGUUUGUUGUGGACAGGUUGCAGACUCUGGACAUGCCCUCCGGGUAUCCCCAGCCUUCAGGAUCAAUGUCGAUUCAGCAAUGCAUUAAACUCUUCAAGGACAAUGAAGAAGUCACGAAGGCUUUGCUGCAUGAACUUCAUGAGUUGGACGAAGGCCUUCAAAACUUCUCUUCCCAGCAGCAAGUUGAGAAGCAAGCUGAGGAGCAAGAUGAGCUGCUGCGCAUUCGAUCUGCUAUGCUUGAUGGUGCAAAAAGCGCCUAUGCAAAAGUUCAUGAGAUAGAAAUUGCCUUUGCUGGUCAGGCGAUCGCGGCUUGUGAUCUGGUGACUAGUUACUUUGGCUUGGCAUGUAAGCUCCUCGAUGAGUGCCGGGAGAGUAUUGAUCUUAAGAACGCUUGCAAGACUCAUGCGCAGUUCAUGAGAACCCGGUCCGAUGUGGUUCUCACUUCCAGCUUGAUGAGGCUAUUCUGGAACACUUCAGUGAAGGUAUUUCUACCAUUCUUGCAAAGAUGCGGUGGCAGUGCUUGUGGGACACCUUUGGAUGAGAAGGAAAGGAUGCAGCGGUUGAUUACCAAAGAGAUCUUGAAUGGGCUUCAAGAACUGUCUGGGUUGGACGGAGGCCUUGAAGCGCAGCUGGGAGGCAGGGCAGGACCCGCCACGUCCGAGGGCCGUUUGUGCCAACGGACUGUGGACGCAAAGAGCAACGGCCGAUGA